Xiphias gladius (swordfish) is the source of this 1888-nucleotide messenger RNA. It is a transcript of the gene grhl3, whose product is annotated as grainyhead-like transcription factor 3. Gene Ontology annotation, cellular component: nucleus. Bases 117 to 1838 code for a protein of 573 amino acids. Gene Ontology annotation, molecular function: RNA polymerase II cis-regulatory region sequence-specific DNA binding; DNA-binding transcription activator activity, RNA polymerase II-specific. The transcript has 15 exons. The record is from RefSeq and is a predicted model, not a curated record. NCBI's taxonomy places the organism in Eukaryota, Metazoa, Chordata, Actinopteri, Istiophoriformes, Xiphiidae. Gene Ontology annotation, biological process: regulation of transcription by RNA polymerase II.
GUCACUGCUCUUCUCUGCUAGACUGAUAGACUCACCGACACAGAGAGAGAACUACACGGAAAUAGCGAAGAGUUGAAAGUAAAGGAAAUAUAUUCCGGCUGACUUGGACUGGAGACAUGACCAAAGAGACUGAGACUCUGGGACUGGUUUUUCAGAGCGAGAACUUCAACUAUAGCCAUUAUACAAACUACAUCAUGGACUCCUGGUCCUACCUGGAGGGCCCCGUCCCUGAGCUGAACCACUCCAAACCCAGACUCCACCCUGGAGACGACCUGGCAGCACUGACCAUGCUCUAUGAACAGUGCAAGAGCCAGAAAGACCAGAAGAAUGCUGCCUGCAGCCGUGGCAAUAACAUCAACAAAAUAACAGAGAGGACUCCAACCAGUACCAAUGAGCUGGUUUCCCUGGAGGCGUCCGCUAACGUUAUGAAGAUGCUCUCUGAGAGCAUUCCCACAAGCCAUCCCCAGGAAGUUUUGGGAUCCAAACAAACCACCUCCCUGCCCAUCUCUGUUCCCACCACCUCAGACACCUACACAACCUUGACCAGUGUGGUGGCUGACACUUACGACAAACAGGAGCUCAAUAUCAUCUUUGACUCCCUGCUGCAGAAGUGGCCAGAGCCCAGUGCUUUCCCCGACCCCAGCAAUGAGGCUCUUCCUUACAGCGAUCCCUUCCCUGAGGACCAACCCAGCCCCGUCUACUCUGGCUCCUACACUGCCUCCCCACCAGAGAGAUUCAGGAGUGAGUUCCAGUUUUCCCUGGGAGCUCCCCUGGCUUCCCCUUACAAAUCCAGCGAGCUGCCCAUGGUCUACCUGAACAAGGGACAGUUCUACCCCAUCACUCUCCACGGAGUGGACAGCAGUGCCUGCCUCACUGCCACCAAAGUCAAAACAGUAGUGAUGGCUGUGUUUGAGAAUGACAAGAGCCCAGAAAUGCAGCUCCGCUUUUGGAACCACUGGCAUGCACGGCAGCCAACUGUCAAGCAGAGGGUCAUAGAUAUUGCGGACUACAAAGAAGUGUUCAGCGGCAUUAGCAACGUAGAGGAGGUGGCUUUCAAUGCUCUCUCCUUUGUGUGGAACCCCAGUGAAGAAGCCAAGGUGUACAUUGGCAUCAACUCCCUGAGCACUGACUUCUCCUCUCAGAAGGGGGUGAAAGGCCUGCCUUUAAACCUACAGAUUGACACUUACGACUUCAGCUCAGGAACCAACCAGCUCAUACACAGAGCUGCUUGCCAGGUCAAGAUUUUCUGUGAUAAGGGUGCGGAGAGGAAGAUGCGCGACGAGGAGAGGAAGAAGAGCAAGAGGAGGGGAAAGAACACUAAUGAUGCUAACACCAACAAGUCUUUGGUGACCAGCUCCAUGGGCAGUGAGUCUACCUUCUUCCAGACUAUGGAUGACCACGUCACCCAGCCAGUUCUCUUUAUUCCAGAAACACACCUCUCCAGCUUACAGCGCAUGGCCGCUCCCAUGGACGAGAUCGAAAGGAGUACUCUGAAAAGGUUGUAUCCAGAGAGAGACCAGAACAGCUCUCCACCCAGCAAGCAAGCCCGAAGAGAAGACCCGCAGAGAGUUCUGUUGUACGUUCGGACAGGCGCAGAGGAGGUGUUUGAUGCGCUCAUGCUGAGCACGCCAACGCUGUCAGGCCUACGAGACGCUAUUUCAGAAAAGUACGGUGUGCCAAAAGACACCGUUGGGAAAAUCUACAAAAAAUGCAAGAGAGGGAUUUUCGUCAACAUGGACGAUAACAUCGUUGAACACUACACCAACCAGUCGGCCUUCCUCAUUGAGCUGUCAGAGGUGAUCUCCGGCCAGUUCCAGGUCACUCUCAUUGAAGUAUGAGAACAAGUCAGCUGCCUGCUUUACUGAAGGAUGGAAAAAAAAAAAAAAAA